Molecule: messenger RNA, 414 nt
Organism: Dibothriocephalus latus
Lineage: Eukaryota; Metazoa; Platyhelminthes; Cestoda; Diphyllobothriidea; Diphyllobothriidae
Source: the annotation of a GenBank genome assembly
AUGAUCGGCGUGCUCCAGUUUCAUCUAGUGGAUCCCUCUGCUGGCUCCUCCCUCAGUGCCACCUCCACUACAGCCGCCUUUUUGAGCCGUAUUUUUGGUCUGAUUGAGUGCUACAAGGCAGAAUUAAAUAUCAAUGCCUACUACAUCAGUCAAACGACUCUGGAACAGGUUUUUGUGAAUCUAGUGCGGCUGCAGAAGGAGCCCGACGAGCCUGUUCCCGAUGGCGUACUUAGUACUGCUUGCCACUGCUGUCUGCAGGCCUUUUGGCCAAACUGCUGUGGACGUGCCCGAGGCCGCUGUAGUCAGUAUCGGUGUUGUUGCCGUCGCAAGUAUCGUCCCGAGGUUGACGAUGGUGGUGUUGGUGGUAGUGAGGACGCUGACGCCGACGAUAGUUCCAUACACAUGUUGCUGUGA